Drosophila montana is the source of this 1337-nucleotide messenger RNA. It is a transcript of the gene AnxB10, whose product is annotated as Annexin B10. The record is from RefSeq and is a predicted model, not a curated record. Gene Ontology annotation, molecular function: calcium ion binding; calcium-dependent phospholipid binding. The transcript has 4 exons. Gene Ontology annotation, cellular component: cytoplasm. NCBI's taxonomy places the organism in Eukaryota, Metazoa, Arthropoda, Insecta, Diptera, Drosophilidae. Bases 203 to 1168 code for a protein of 321 amino acids.
UCGUCAGUAGCAAACGGCGGGUGGAGAAGACAGCGCGAGAACGCAAAAGCAAACUCAACGAAGCGCAUUUGCAAAUUGCAGCAACAACGCAACUGCACUGAAAACUGAACGAGCCAGUGUGAAAAGUGAUUUGUGGGAAAAAAGAACAGUUAAAAAAACGCACACUUAACACAAAACUAACCGUGUAAAGUAAAGAAGAGAUAUGAUGGAAUAUAAGGCCGUGCCGUGCGUUGUGCCGCGCAGCCCCUUCGAUGCGGCCAGCGAUAGCCAGGAGCUGCGCGCCGCAAUGCGUGGCCUCGGCACCGAUGAGGAGCAAAUAAUCGAGGUGCUCACCUCACGCACCAAUGCCCAGCGUCAAGUGAUUAGCGCCGCCUAUGCGUCCGAAUUCGAUAGAGAUUUGAUCGAAGAUCUGAAGGGUGAGCUGGGCGGCAAGUUUGAGGAUGUGAUUGUGGCGCUUAUGUUACCGCCCGUCGACUAUCUGUGCCAGCAGCUGCACAAAGCCAUGGCCGGCAUUGGCACCGAGGAGUCGACACUUGUCGAAAUUUUGUGCACCAAAUCCAACGAGGAGAUGCAGCAACUUGUCGUCAACUAUGAGGAGAAAUAUGGACGGCCGCUGGCCGAGCAAAUGUGCAGCGAAACCUCCGGUUUCUUUCGACGUCUGCUCACAUUGAUUGUGACCGGUGUGCGGGAUCCAAUGAAUACGCCCGUGGAUGCGGCACAAGCCAAAGAACAGGCGGCACAAUUGUAUGCCGCCGGCGAGGCCAAAUUGGGCACCGACGAGGAGGUCUUCAAUCGUAUAAUGGCCCAUGCCAGCUUCCCCCAGCUGCGGCUGAUCUUCGACGAAUACAAGGAGCUGUCCGGCCAGACCAUCGAGCAGGCCAUCAAGCACGAGAUGGCCGAUGAGCUGCACGAGGCCAUGAUGGCCAUAGUCGAGUGCGUCCAGUCGCCGGCGGCCUUCUUUGCCAAUCGCCUGCACAAGGCCAUGGAUGGCGCCGGCACCGAUGAUGCCACCAUCAUACGCAUCAUUGUCAGCCGCUCCGAGAUCGAUCUGGAGACCAUUAAGCAGGAGUUCGAGCGCAUCUACAAUCGCACGCUGCUCAGCGCCAUUGUGUCGGAAACGUCGGGCGACUACAGGCACGCAUUGGCCGCGCUGCUGGGCGGCGCUUAGCCUGGCCACGAAAUAAUAUCAGAUGCCCUUUAUAGCUAAUUACACACAUAUAUAUAUAUAUAUAUAGUAUUUACGGUGGCCCUUUACGGAGGACGCUCGCUUUUAAAUGUUUGCACAGUGCGCACCAGUUGUGGGCGAAUAAAUACACACGCUGAGCACUUAACUUAAA